Molecule: messenger RNA, 1215 nt
Organism: Rubroshorea leprosula
Lineage: Eukaryota; Viridiplantae; Streptophyta; Magnoliopsida; Malvales; Dipterocarpaceae
Source: the annotation of a GenBank genome assembly
AAACCCUUAAUUUAAAUAUUUUUCUCCUAGAGUUGGGAGUUAUUUUCUCCUAGAAUUGGGAGUCAUUUUCAGAUCUCAUUGCUAUGGCGGAUCCGAGUGUCACUGAUCUCACGACGGCGUUGGGUGAGCGGUUAUCCUUGACUGCUGAUGAGGAGGUAACGCUGAACCUUGAUGAUGGUAGUGGUGUGGAUCCUGCGGGGGGUGGUUGGAGGGGAUGCCUUGUCGGUACUGUGUUGAUAAACAAACGGUACAACAUGGAAGCUAUGGAGAAUACACUUGCGGGUGCCUGGAGGCCGGUUAAAGGCAUCCACAUGCGAGUUUUAGGACAGAACCUCUUUGCGUUCUAUUUCUUCCACCCGGUUGAUAUGCAAAGGGUGCUGGCGGUAGGGCCAUGGCGUUUUGCAAACCAUGUCAUGGUACUAAAGGAGGCAAAGGAAGGGCGUCGGGUAGCUAGGGAGGAGUUGUAUGAAGUUCCCUUUUGGAUCCAGAUACAUGGGUUACCUCCAGAUCGAAUGACGACAAUAACAGGGAGGCGAGUAGGGGAGGCAUUGGGACGGCUGGUUGAGGUGGACGAUGGGGGUGGCAAUGCUUGGGGCGUGGAGUAUAUCCGAGUCAGAGUCUUUAUUGACUCUAGGAAGCCGCUAAGGCGCGGCAUGAAGCUCACACUGAGGGAAGGACCAAUCUGGGUUGCUUUUCAAUAUGAGCGAUUACCAAACUUUUGUUUUUGCUGCGGUAUGUUAGAUCAUAUCGAGAGGGAUUGUGAAUUGGGUUUGGAGAUGGAGAAGAUGGGUAUAGCAGAACGCCCUUACAACGAGAAGUUACGGGCCAUACCAAAGCACCUGCAGCAGACGAGUGAAGCAGGGGGUGCACGGUGGCUACGGGACUCCUCUGGAAAUCGUGUCGCAGCGAAGGCAAGGUGGCGACGCCCGAUUCCCCGAUUAGGAAGUUCCUCGAAUAUGGAAAUCGGUGGCCUUGAGGCAGAUUCUAAUCAACGUGAUUGGGGGCGUGAUGGUCUGGAUUCAUCGCAAAAUCAGGAUGAGAUUGUUCCUUUUUGCGGAAUAGAGCAACAGAAAGUAUCCGUUGCACAGCAGCCUAUCUUACAAGUCCAAGAUUCUAGGCGCGGGAAAGGCGGUGCGAAGGAUUCUGUUUCCAUAAGUGUGGGGGUUCCAGUGGAAGUCGGCCCAUUUUAGGCCCAGUCCUCCAGUAUUUCAAACC